Molecule: messenger RNA, 1639 nt
Organism: Octopus sinensis (East Asian common octopus)
Lineage: Eukaryota; Metazoa; Mollusca; Cephalopoda; Octopoda; Octopodidae
Exons: 5
Coding region: 215-1474 (419 amino acids)
Biological process (GO): regulation of transcription by RNA polymerase II
Cellular component (GO): nucleus
Molecular function (GO): DNA-binding transcription factor activity, RNA polymerase II-specific
Source: RefSeq, a predicted model, not a curated record
GUUGUUUAUUUUCAUUUCUAGUCAAGCAAAAACUCACCCGAACCUCGAAUUUCUACCCCGUUCCUCGUUUGAUCAUUGCACAACAUUAACAGAAAUUCCGUGGUAUAAUCUUGAACGAUAUUACUUCAUUAUCGACAUGAAAUUGGCGAAUGCGAUACAAAAAUCUUCCCAAUUUUAACCUACCAAAAUACUAAUGGUUUUCUCUUAAGUAAAGAUGGCUUUAAUUGAAGAAACCUGCCAAAAUUGUGGCCAAGUGAAGUUUACACUUCAUCAAUGUCCUCAGUGCAAAAGUGUGUCCUAUUGUUCCAAAAAUUGUGAAAGAAUGCACAAAAAUGAACACAGCAAAGUAUGUAUUGCUGCUCAAAAUACUCCAGAUGAGUAUUUGAAAGAAAGUUCCGUUGAUGAAACAGAAAACUUUUGUCAAACCUGUUUUAGAACUAAUGUUGCUUUGCAGAGAUGCUCCAGGUGCAAAACUAUUUACUAUUGCUCAAAGCUGUGCCAGAAAAUUCAUUGGGCAGCACAUCAAAGCGAUUGUAAGGCUUCGAAAGCGAACUGUGAUGAGAAAACUAGUCAUGAAUAUAGCAACGGCGAAAGCUGUAAAAAUGAAAAUUGUGUUGACGAAGGUGAAGGGAAUGGUGAUAAGGCUGCUAAAAAGAAGAAGGCUAAGAAAAAGAAAAAAAAGAAGAAUGACAAUGGCAGCAGCAAUAUAGUAAAAGACGGUGCCAGUGGUAAGAAAGAUACAGGUGUCAGAGAUGAGAUUGAUAAGGACAGCGACAAAGAUGCAGCAAAGAACAGCAGUGGAAAUAUGAAUUGCAAAGGAGAAGCUGGUGGUACAGACAGUAAGAAGGAUGCUAGCAAGAAGGGGAACAGCAAAGCUGAUAUUAAGACUGAAACAGUAAACAAUGGAAACCAGGAUGCAGGGACAAGUGUAACAAAUAAUGCUGGAAUAUGCGACAAUUGUGGUAAUUUUUACGAACAGUUAAAGAGAUGUAGUCAAUGCAAAAUUGCAAAAUAUUGCUCAAAAUCUUGUCAAAAAUCUGCAUGGCCUCUUCACAAGAAAUUAUGUACAUCUUCAAACAACGCAAAUACUGAAUCUUCAAGAAUUGUAGGUAAUUUCCGGAGAGCUCUAGCCAAAGCAGAAAGGAGUUUUCCCUACCACAAUAUAAUUACUAAAUUUUAUGAGGUUUCAACAGAAUGUCAGUUUUAUGAUUUCCAAGAAAAUACACUUCUUGUUGCUUUCAUUAUAAGCCCAGGAUUCCAUAUAUUUAGGCCAAGUUAUUACAUCCAGGAUACUGAUGGUUGCAAUUAUAUCAUGAUAUUUUAUCACCAAGAAUCAGAUCCUUAUCCAUAUUUUUCCUGGGAUCAACUGAAAGUUGGGACAUAUAUUUGUAUCUUGGAACCGGAGCUUCAUUAUUUUCUUGAUGGACGAGUUGGUUUUAGAAUUAACUCCACUGAGGAAGUUCGAGUUUUAUAAAAUAUUGCAUGGGGAGACAAUUUGUUCAACCAAACUCCUCGUGGUGGUGGUCCUGUAAGGCUGCAAUCUGCAAUUCAAUGACAAAAACAAGUGAAAGAUAACAAAAAAAUAAAAUAAAAGAAAAACAUGUUUUAUUUUUGUGAAUAAAAUUAAUGUGGUCUUAAA